Messenger RNA from Leptinotarsa decemlineata (Colorado potato beetle), 730 nucleotides. RefSeq names its product alpha-tocopherol transfer protein. Gene Ontology annotation, molecular function: phosphatidylinositol bisphosphate binding. The record is from RefSeq and is a predicted model, not a curated record. Gene Ontology annotation, cellular component: membrane. Lineage: Eukaryota; Metazoa; Arthropoda; Insecta; Coleoptera; Chrysomelidae.
CAGAUAUUUUUUGCCAUGGCCAAAACGGACAGCAGAUGGGGACAGAAUUACUUUCGUGAAAGCAAUAAAUACACAUAACUAUGAUUUUUAUUCUACGAUUGGCUAUUGUUUCAACGUUUUUGAUUUGAGGAUGGCCGAAGAUAUUUGUAAUUCCGAAAUUGUAGUCACCGAUUUGCAGACAGCGAAUUUAGCACAAUUGACUAUAAUGACUCCAGUUCAUAUGAAGAAAUUUGUUAUGAUUCUGGAGAAAGUCUACAGCAACCGAGUAAAGCAGUUUCACUACGUAAAUUGCCCAUCAUUUGCAUACAGUAUACUGACAUUUCUCAAAUCACUCAUGAAGCCAAAAUUAGCUUCGCGGGUAUAUUUCCAUGCAGACUCUUCCAAAAUUGGAGAAAUCCUACCACUUGACUUAUUACCCAAGGAUUUUGGUGGUUCGGAAAUAUCACUUUAUGAAAUGAAUGAAUUAUGGAAAAAGAAGUUGGCGAAAAACGGAGAUCGAUUUGAUGCUCUAUGCAAAAUGAAAAUCAACGAAAAGUUAAGACCAUCACCUUUGGUCAACGAUGAAAUUCUUGGGUUUCAUGGAAACUUUAGGAAACUGGAAAUGGAUUGAUUGUUGUAAUCAUUUCGUGAUUCACUGUUUGUUAAUCCCUUUUUAAUUUAAUAUCACAGCUAAAACACUCAUAUUGCAUAGAAACAAAAGUGUGUCAAUAAACUGCAGAAUAGUAUGAAA